AUGGCGGAUGACGAUGAGCGGUCCAUACGGCUGUACGCGCUGGACCUCUCGUCGCGCGCGUCGACUCCCACCUCGUCGCUGACCCUGACGACAGAGUUCGCGGUCAACGCGGGCAGGGCCGGCGCGUCGACGUCGGCGCACGAUUCGAUCCCGCACGACAACCACCUGAAGGGCGCGCGAUGGUCCCCGGACGGCGUCUGCCUCCUCACUUGCGGCGCGGAGGACAACACGUACCGCGUGUACGACAUCCCCGCUAACCUCGACGACGUACCACCCGCGUCCGACGAGCCGAUAGGCCCACACGGCCUCCCCGCGGACCGGCUCUGGCCGGCGUUGAGGAUCAAGGAGAGGGAAUCGGUGUACGAUUACGCUUGGUACCCCGGGAUGACCGCGAACGACCCGGGGACGUGCGUCUUCGCCUCCACGGCCAGGUCGCAGCCCGUGCACCUGUGGGACGCGGUGACGGGGUCAGCGCGGGCGUCCUACGUGGCGCACGAUCACCUCGACGAGCCAAUCGCGGCGCUCUCCGUCGCGUUCGCUUCAGACGGGAGGAGGCUCCUGGCCGGGUACAAGAACGCGAUCCGGGCCUGGGACCUCUCCAGGCCCGGACGGGACUGCGACGUGUACCGGACGCUGGAACCUAAGCGCCGUCAGCGGGGCGGGGGCGCGGGCGGGGGCGAGCGCGUCGGGCAGGCGGGCCUGGUGUCGUGCAUAGCGACGGCGCCGGCGAAAACCAACGGGUUGUUCGCGGCGGGAUCCUACGGCGAACCCGGCGUGGGCGUGUACCACGAGCCCACCGGGGAGCAGGCGCUCGUGCUGAGCGGUGGGCACAGGCGCGGGGGCGUGACGCACCUGGCCUGGUCGCCUUGCGGAAACUACCUGUACACGGGCGCGAGGAGGGACGGCGAGAUUUUGUGCUGGGACGUGAGAAACCCAGACGUCGGAUGCGUCUACCGGAUGAGACGCGCGGCGGAGGGCACGAACCAGCGCGUCGGUUUCGACGUGGAGUGCAGCGGGAGGCACCUGGUGAGCGGCGGGACGGACGGGUGCCUCAGGGCGUACGAUCUCAGGACGGGCGAGGAGGUUGGCGCGUGGCGGGCGAGCGCGGACACGGUGAGCGACUGGGCGUUUCACCCGGGGUCGUCGUUCGCGGCGGGGGACGGGGGGAACGCGCGCGGCUGGACGGCGCCGCGGGGUGCGUCGGCGUCGGGGCACAGGCACUUCAGGUCCCCCGCGGACGGAGUAGACGCGAGCGACGAUGACGGGGAGGGCGGGGACGCCAAGGUGGAGUCGCCGACGAACGCGCUCCAGAUUUGGUCGUUCAGCGUGGCGGAGCAACACCCGCGGACGUACCCCCGAGCGGGAUUAUCCACCACCACCCUGAGCUUGUUCGUGGGCGCGGCCCACCGUUGGAUGUCGCACUCGGGCAUGUCUGCGAGGGUCCUGUCGGCCACGCCGUCCUUGACGCGCUGCGUGGUGGAGGGGUGGAAGACGAUGGUCACCGUGCCCGAGCUCGAGACUUCAAAGGAAAAGUCAGCCAUGACCCUCUUGGGUGCGUCGUUGAUGAACACGUAUCGGAACAUGUCUCGGUCGCCGCUGAGUAUCAGGCUAUUGUCUCCAAGUGUGUACGCCAGCAUCGCCGCGAUGUCGUCGCCGUCCUCGCCGUCAACCUGGUACACGGGCGCGCCAGCUUCCCUGAGGAGCUCUGCGAGGAAUGUGUCGGCGCUCAGGGGAAUACUACGCUUCUCUGUUCGACACUCCUUCUCCCUGCGCUUCGUCCACUUCUGCGAUGCCUCGUCGCUUUUAUACCCGGCGUCGAUGACGAAGUGAGGCGAGAAGCCCGACGCCGCGCAAGCCUUCAAGAAGCCUUCGACCCCCACCUUCAUCGCCGCCAGCAGGCGCCAAGCAGGAGUUGACCCGGGCAUCUUGUCCACGGGCAUGAAGUACUGCGUGAGGAAGUUCAGCGCAUCGACGACGAGCGGCGUAUCGGUCAUGACGUCUCAACGAACGCGCCCCGUUCGUGGCCGAUAUCCCCUC
Micromonas commoda is the source of this 2037-nucleotide messenger RNA. RefSeq lists its product with no specific name. The record is from RefSeq and is a predicted model, not a curated record. NCBI's taxonomy places the organism in Eukaryota, Viridiplantae, Chlorophyta, Mamiellophyceae, Mamiellales, Mamiellaceae. Gene Ontology annotation, molecular function: protein binding. The transcript has 2 exons. The coding region runs from base 1 to 1830 and encodes 609 amino acids.